Molecule: messenger RNA, 3754 nt
Organism: Schizosaccharomyces octosporus yFS286
Lineage: Eukaryota; Fungi; Ascomycota; Schizosaccharomycetes; Schizosaccharomycetales; Schizosaccharomycetaceae
Exons: 5
Coding region: 278-1051 (257 amino acids)
Source: RefSeq, a predicted model, not a curated record
GCGAGGAUGUGACCAGUCGGUGACAUAAUGUCGCUGUUUUACGAAACUGAAACAUGCGAAAAGCCAUUACCAAGAUUUUUUUUCGGUACUAUCUUUGGUUUUAGACAGAGUUUAUUCAAAACAUUGAUUUUCUUUAGAAAUAAGGAACAAUUCCUUUUUUUUUUUAAUCUCUGAAAGGUGGAACCGAUUUCUACAGACUUUUCUUGGUAAUUCUAGUUAAUUUCGAACUAGCUAUAAGUAUUGGUGUUCUUUUGGUUUUUGGUUUGCCAUUGCAAAAAUGAAGAAUAAAUACAGCCCUGUUUCAGACUCUGACGAGUCUUUUAAAACGCUCAAUGAUGAAAAGUCAGACGCUAGAUCUUUAGAUGGUACUGGUACGCCUCCUCCGUACUCAGCUCCGAACAAAUUUAUUGAUUUAGAAAUGGCUGAUGGAUCCACUCAGCAUUCUGCCCAAGAGUCCACUAACAUUACUGGGUCGAAUUCGACAUAUUCAAAGUGGGUUUCAGCGAAUAUCUUCUUUUUUUUUGCGUCUCUUGUGUAUGUUGUAACUUAUUCUAUUUUUCUCGUGGUGUUUUUUUAUUUCAAGAUUCCUGUGAGGACGGAAACCUUUUGGGGACUUUCGGUUACCUGUCCAGCGUCCAUUGUAGUAUUUCUCUAUUCAAUUUCUCAAAUUCCUAAAGAAUGGUUCAAGCAAAUUGGUAGAGUGCUGUCCAACAUGUGUGCCGCAGUAUUAUGUACGGCCUCUCUGAAUGUCCCUUGUUAUUCCGUGUAUUAUUUUGUAAAGAAGGUAAUAGGAUUUGAAAAGAUGGACAAAGGGUUUUUCUAUUUUGUUUGCAUUGUUAACGUUGCCGUGUUUGUUUUAUUUUGGAGUACGACGGAUACGCGACAACUUCGAAUAUUCAUUGCUGAUUUAGGAAAUGGCAUGGGAAACGGCAUGGGAAACGGCAUAAGAAAUGCUGCGAAUUAUGUUCGACCGACAGAUCCAGAAAAUGAAGCACCUCGUAACGAGGAAAUCGAGCUUCAACCUUUUGCUGGGCAAAGCGCUGAAGUUUGAGUUUUAACGAAUCUUUUCCAUCCCUCCUAUGAAUCACAUUUUCCUUGGAAGCAUUCAUAUCAAUUGCAAUCCCUCGAGUUUCUGCAUUCUUGUCCACAAAAGUAAGCACAGCUUCAUUCGGCAGGUUGGAUUGCUUUUCACGUUCACUCUUUUAUGAAUCUAAGAAUUCGUCUCGCAAUAGUGUUAUUUAUGAAUCGUUCGUUUUCUUUCUGACGAACAUCCUUGUUAAAGCAACCUUUUUAAUGAUUAUUUAAUUGUUAUGGCGAUAAUCUUGCAAAAUAAUCAACCGAUUUCUAAUUCAAAGCUGGACAUAUUCAGAUUAGCCGUUUCAACUAAUGUAGUUUAAUAAUUUACUUCUCAAACUACAGCUUCGUCAACUGCUAUAAGUUCAGACAUUCGGUCUCAUACCUCAGCGACAAUUUAGCACAAUGUGAAUAGCUAGAAAAGAGAAAAACAGUGUGCUUUAAUCUUUUAAGUAUCAAAACCAUCCUCUAUCAACUUUGUAAAAUCUAAGAUGAUGAAUACCCACUACAAAUACAAAUACCUUUAGUUACACAUUUCGAAUGUCUACGGCCACACCUAGGCGAAAACACCAGUUCCCGUCCGAUCACUGCAGUUAAGCGUCUGAGGGUCUCGUUAGUACUAUGGUUGGAGACAACAUGGGAAUCCGGGAUGCUGUAGGUUUUUACUAUUUUGUACAACUACUGUUGACAAGGCAUUUUGGAUAAACGUUCAAUACUGUCCUGUGUAUAUAAUUUCACUAUCCCAGGAACAACUGAAGAACAGCAAUUCAAGAAUGAAAUGAUAAAUAGGACUACGAUUUACAUCGUUCUUCCCAGUUCUCCUUAAUAUUUAGUCGCGGUUUGUUCAUUAUUUACGUAAAACCGAAUUUUUAUCUCAAUGAUAUUCGUAAGUUCAGUAGGACACUGAUCAAGAAAAGGGAAGUACAUUGUUCAUCAUCAUUUUCAGUUGUAUUUGACGAUUCCAUCGCUCAUUUAUUUAGAUAAAAGGGAUAACUUUCGCUUCAUUCGCUCCAUUGUAGACGGUUUUAAUCCCGAUCAACGAAAGAUUUCGUUGCUGUUUAAAGAAGAAAUACGACUACUCCCCCAAAAGUAGAUUACAUUGGAGCUAUGUAACUUACGGAAUGGCUUAAAAGGGCAUUGUUAUAAACCUUCCUUGUUUCCAAUUAUAGGCAUCGGUCAACGUUUUGUUGAAGGCAACAGUAUCAAUAUUUUGUUAGCUGUUUUAGAUAUUGAAAUUCGCUUUCCAGGAGGCAAAUAUGCACUAUGCGAUGCAGAUUUAGAUUAAUUAAUCUGGACUUUUCUAUUGCCUCUAGAGGAUUUCUUUCCGAGCACAAGACGAUUCUUUAAUCAAUUACCGGAGGUCUACUAAUGAAUUGAGUGAGUCGGAUCAUUACGUUCAAAUGUUACCGAUGGUAAUUGUAAACAGCGCAGGAGGAUCCGGGAAUAGUUCUCUGUCUGAAUUCCGAAUUUGAACCCUCGGGCUAUCGUAGCAAACGUGAAAGGUCUUUUGAUCAAUGGACCUUUGCUAGACAUGUCUCCUUGGUAUCAAGGAUUUCAUGGUAGCAUAGAAAGUUUCUCUGAACGAAUACCGUAUUAGCGGUAUAAACAAUAAAUUAAGGGAAUCACAACUGGAAAGAACAGACUUUCACCGAGCGAUGGAUUUCGGUAACUCUUAUAUCAGCUAAGUGAAUUUAUGAGACUACUACUUAAAAAUAUUACACUGGCUUAUUCUGUGGCUGAAAAGCAACCAUUUCCGUUUAAAAUUUAUGUUUAUGUUUGGAAUAUUACGAAGAGAGAGAAUCUAAUUAAUUUCAUACAUGUCACAGACGGAACCUUUAAAGAAACCAAUCUGGCUGUUUUAAGACGAGCAUAAACAAUUAGCAUGGGAACAUUAAGUUUAAAGAGCAAUAUUAUGCUACUUUUGUCCUAUGGCUUAUGUUUGUGCGUAUAUCUAUAUACCUAUAAAGGUUUCUUGGGUUUAUAAACUCGUAGUAGCAAACUAUUCUAUUUGAAUUUUGGCAAGUCUGGAUUGAUUAGAAAAAGUAAACAAUAUGAUUUCUUUAAUGAGUAGUAAACGAAAAGCCAUCUAUAAUCUAUCUUGCAAAUCAUGGUGAGCCAUUCAAUUUAUUAAUUAACAAUAGACAAUACGCAUAAUGAUUGAUUUAUAUUCUUUUUUUAUGGUAGUUAAAUCCUGCUUUAUAAUACUGAAUCUAAGCACUUUGUUUCAUUGCACCUUGAGCAUGCUUUGCAAGAGAUCCCGAGUCAAUUUUGUCGAAAACGCCUAUGCGACGAGAUGAUAUAAACUUGGUAGUAAUAUUACAUUAAAAGGAAAAAUAAGUUUCUUCUUUCACUUAAAUGGGAACUGCAUUGUCAUUUAGUAAAGACAUGGACGUCGCAUUUCGCGUCCUGACGUUUGUUUACAGUCAGACCCUAUAAACAAAAACAGCAAAAAAAGCAAAGUCAGCAUAAAGCCAGGAAAUAAUACAUAAACAGAACAUAAAGUUCUAAAAAAGAAUCAAUAAGGCUGUCUUCAAUGUAUGCUCUUUUCUUAUAUGCACUGUGAUUUCGUUUGUUUAUACCUGGCAAUGGAUGUAAACAAAACCAUUCUUCUCCCAUCUCUUCAGCUAUUGAGAAAUCCAAAGGAAAUAUCUCUUUUUUAAUAAAAUUUGUUACUAUCAUG